UGUGAGCCACUUGUGCCAGUCAACUUCAAGUCAACCUCAUGGACUUUUCCUUGCUCAUUUUAGUUCCAUUUCUCAAUUCCUUUUGUCAUUAAGUUUUCUGGCUGCAAUAAUUGUCGUCCGCCAAUCAUCCAUGGAGUUCCUCCGAUCCCAAAAGAAGAUACUUUGCAUUAGUUUUCUCCUCCAUUUCUCUUCUCUCUUCUUCCCCUCAGCCUCUUACACUUUACCCGACUAUUACUUCAUCAACUGCGGCUCCACUUCCACCCUCCGCACCUACCGCCGCAACUUCACCGGCGACCAGAAUUCCGGCAACAACGUGCUGUUCUCGAGAGAUGGCAGCAGCUCCGCCUCAGACCAAACCCUCCCAGCUGACCAACUCUACCAAACCGCAAGAAUCUUCACAAAAUCAUCCUUUUACGAGCUCGAUUUGGACCAAGACGCCACUUAUGUGCUACGCUUGCAUUUCUUUCCCUUCCCCUCCCUGGGGAAUCUCGCCAACGCUCGUUUCCACGUCUCCGCUUCCAAGUUUUCGCUUUUAUCGAAUUUCAACGUGCAAAACGGCGGCGCUUUCCCACUCGUUGAAGAGUUCUUGAUGAGGAUAGCUGCAGGGAAGUUGAAGAUCCAAUUCAAACCUGAUGGGGAAGAGCGUUCCUUCGCCUUCGUCAACGCAAUCGAAGUCUUCCUUGCGCCACCUGAGCUCGUUCAAGAUGCCGCGCUUCCUCGUGUGACUCGACAAGGAAGUGGCGAAAACUAUAACGGCGUCUUGGAUUUCCCAUUGCGCGUUGUUCAUAGGAUCAAUGUCGGAGGGGGGAACGUUACGCGGGAGACGGAUACGUUGUUGAGGUAUUGGGUUCCCGAUGAUGUGUAUUUGCUCUUUCCAAAUACUGCCAAGAACAAAAUUUAUAGUGAUGAGAUUAAGUAUCCCAGUGGAGGAGCUACAAGAUUUAAUGCUCCUGAUUCUGUUUAUAACACUGCUAAAGAAAUGAAUAUCAACGGUAGAAGCACUUCAAACAACUUCAACAUUUCUUGGCGGUUUGAGGUUCGGAAGGGCGUUCCGCAUCUCGUUCGUCUGCAUUUCUGCGACAUUGUAAGUCAAACCACCAAUGAGUUCUUUAGAUUCAAUCUGUACAUCUAUGGUCGUUUCAGCUCUGAGGUGUACCCUUGGGGUUUCAUUUCCCAAUUGGCAGCUCCCUUUUACAUAGAUUUCGUGGUGGAUUCGGAUGAUUCCGGUUUCAUGAAUGUAAGCGUUGGGCCGAACUCGCAGUCACAGUUUAAGACAGCAAUCUUGAAUGGUGUAGAGAUAAUGGAGGUGCUUGGAGACAAGGCCCCGGAUUCUGGAGAUGGCGAUGCAUCGAGGAAACGCGUGUUUAUCGUUGUUGGUUCGUGUCUUGGUGGAUUGGUUUUGGUUGCGUUAGUAUUUGCUUGUGUGUUUCUUCGUUUAAAGAAGAGGAAGCUCAAGACGGUUGAGGCUUUGGAUUGGCGGUUGGUGCGUUUCCAGGGUGGGAGCUCGGAUAGUAGGACUACUGUGAGAACAUCGGUGACUGGAUCGCCCUUUGCUGAUCUCAACCUCGGAUUGAGGAUACCGCUGUCUGGAAUCCUCUUCGCCACGAAGCAGUUUGAUCCGAAGCUGAUGAUCGGACAGGGAGGUUUCGGGAAAGUGUACAAGGGAACGCUGAGGAACGGCACCAAAGUUGCUAUAAAGAGAAGUGAGGCAGGGCAUGGGCAGGGCCUUGCAGAAUUCCACACAGAGAUAAAAGUUUUAUCCAAGAUUCGACACCAGCAUCUGGUUUCUUUGAUUGGAUACUGUGAUGAGAGGGAUGAGAUGAUACUGGUGUAUGAGUUCAUGGAGAAUGGUACUCUGAGGGAGCAUCUGUAUGGAGGAGAUGAGACGGCGUGUCAGUUCUCGUGGGACGAGAGGCUGCAGAUAUGCAGUGAUGCAGCGAAAGGGAUUCACUACCUCCACACUGGCUCGAGUGGGACGAUCAUCCACAGAGACAUCAAGUCCACAAACAUCUUGCUGGAUGACAAGUAUGUGGCGAAAGUUGCUGAUUUCGGGCUGUCUCGCUCGGGCCAUCGUGAUCAGACUCAUGUUAGUACCGAGGUGAAGGGCAGCUUCGGGUACUUGGACCCUGAGUAUUUCAGAUGCCUGCAGCUGACACAGAAGUCGGAUGUGUACUCGUUCGGGGUGGUGCUUCUUGAGGUGCUGUGCGCGAGGCUAGCAGUUGACCCGGGGCUUCCGAGGGAGCAAGUGAACUUGGCCGAUUGGGGGCUGCUAUGGCAGAGGAAGGGGCAGCUGGAGAAUAUUGUAGAUCCUUGUCUUGUGGGGAAGAUCAACCCCAACUCGUUGAGGAAGUUUGGUGAGACUGUGGAGAAGUGCUUGCAGGAAUGUGGAGCUGAUAGGCCUAAUAUGGUUGAUGUGUUGUGGGACUUGGAAUACUGUCGGAAGCUCCAGCACUCGACCGUGCCCCAGCAGCCCUACGAGGACACCACCACGGAGGUGUCAUGGGGCUUGCCCAUGCCUGCUCUUCAACGGCUGCCUUCUCAGAGCUUAUCUGUUGAUGAAGACGACUCCAUUCAUGGCUCCUUCACUGUUGCGGGGUCGAGUCAGCUUAACGCGAGUGAGGUGUUUUCGCAGCUGAGCAUGGAUGAGGCGAGAUGAUCAUCCUAAUGCAGAAUGCUCUCUUGCCUUUUGUUUUCAUUGUGUUUAUUAGCAGCUCAUGCUUUUCAAAUUGGAACAUCCAAAUCUUGAAUUUGUUAAUACUUUCCAACUUCUCUACUCAAUAAUUUUGCACUGAUUUUGGUC
Messenger RNA from Salvia miltiorrhiza (redroot sage), 2800 nucleotides. Its product is annotated as probable receptor-like protein kinase At5g24010. The transcript has a single exon. Gene Ontology annotation, cellular component: plasma membrane; plasmodesma. Gene Ontology annotation, biological process: protein autophosphorylation. NCBI's taxonomy places the organism in Eukaryota, Viridiplantae, Streptophyta, Magnoliopsida, Lamiales, Lamiaceae. The coding region runs from base 131 to 2656 and encodes 841 amino acids. The record is from RefSeq and is a predicted model, not a curated record. Gene Ontology annotation, molecular function: ATP binding; transmembrane receptor protein tyrosine kinase activity.